AUGUCGUUGAAUCGCUGUGCUCGGCACGUCUCGCGGUUGACUCCCGCCACAAGCUCGAGAGCUGCUAUCACCGCCCGCAGUUGGGCCCAGUUGCGCCAUGUGUCGAGCAGCUCAGAUGAACACCACGGAGUUCUCUCCGCAUCCCUCAAAGAAGCCGACCCCACAGUCUAUCAGAUCGUCCAAAAGGAGAAGAAACGUCAGAAGCACUUUAUCAACUUGAUUCCAUCGGAGAACUUCACCUCCCAAGCCGUCCUCGAUGCCUUGGGCAGUGUCAUGCAGAACAAAUACUCAGAGGGAUACCCCGGCGCAAGAUACUAUGGAGGCAAUCAGUUUAUCGACGAGGCGGAACGGCUGUGCCAACAGCGCGCGCUCGAGACCUUCCGAUUGAACCCGGAGGAAUGGGGGGUGAACGUCCAGCCACUGUCCGGUUCUCCUGCCAACCUCUAUGCCUACUCCGCCCUGCUGAAUACCCACGAUCGUCUCAUGGGAUUGGAUCUGCCGCACGGCGGCCACCUGUCCCAUGGAUACCAAACGCCGAGCAAGAAGAUCUCCUUCAUCUCGAAAUACUUUGAGACCAUGCCCUACCGGUUGGACGAAAGCACGGGCUUGAUCGACUACGACGCCCUCGAGAAGUCCGCCGCCCUCUUUCGCCCCAAGCUGAUCGUCGCCGGAACCUCCGCCUACAGCCGGCUGAUCGACUACGCCCGCAUGCGCAAGAUCGCCGACUCCGUGGGCGCAUACCUCCUCAGCGACAUGGCGCACAUCUCGGGCCUCGUCGCCGCCGACGUCAUCCCCUCGCCGUUUCCCUUCUCCGACGUCGUCACCACAACCACCCACAAGUCCCUGCGCGGGCCGCGCGGCGCCAUGAUCUUCUACCGCAAGGGCGUCCGCCGGACGGACAAGAAGGGCGUCCCGGAGAUGUACGACCUCGAACAACCCAUCAACGCUUCCGUGUUCCCCGGCCACCAGGGCGGCCCGCACAACCACACCAUUACCGCCCUCGCCGUCGCCCUGGGCCAAGCCCAGUCCAAGCAGUUCCGCACCUACCAGCAAACAGUCCUUGCCAAUGCCCAGGCCCUGGCCGACCGGCUCGGCCAGCCCAGCAACAACGGCGGCCUGGGAUAUAACAUCGUCUCGGGCGGAACAGACAACCACCUCGUCCUGGUCGACCUGAAGAACCGCGGCGUCGACGGCGCCCGCGUCGAACGGGUCCUCGAACUCUGCGGCGUCGCAAGUAACAAGAAUACCGUCCCAGGCGAUAGAUCCGCCCUCAAGCCCGGCGGUCUCCGCCUGGGAACCCCCGCCAUGACCUCGCGCGGCUUUCAACCCGAUGAUUUCCGUCGCGUCGCGGAUAUAGUCGACCACGCGGUCAUCGUCACCCAGAAACUCGACAAGGCCGCCCGCGAGGCUGCCGCCGCAAACGGCGUCAAAAACCCGGCUACCCUGCGUGCCUUUUUGGAUUAUCUCGGUGAGGGCGAGGAGGUCUCGGAUAUCGUCAUGCUGAGACAGGAGGUAGAAGAUUGGGUGGGUACUUUUAGUCUUCCAUGGCAGGAGUAG
Messenger RNA from Penicilliopsis zonata CBS 506.65, 1557 nucleotides. RefSeq lists its product as hypothetical. Gene Ontology annotation, molecular function: serine binding; glycine hydroxymethyltransferase activity; cobalt ion binding. Gene Ontology annotation, cellular component: cytoplasm. Gene Ontology annotation, biological process: folic acid metabolic process; L-serine catabolic process; tetrahydrofolate interconversion. Bases 1 to 1557 code for a protein of 518 amino acids. The record is from RefSeq and is a predicted model, not a curated record. Lineage: Eukaryota; Fungi; Ascomycota; Eurotiomycetes; Eurotiales; Aspergillaceae. The transcript is spliced from 5 exons.